AUGUCCAUCCACCGGCUAAGACAGCUUCUGAUCCUGGUAAUCUUGGCCAACAUGGCCUGGGCAGGUGAGAAUCGCAUCCCGAUAAGCGUCAAGGAAAGUUCCAAUCUGAUGGUCAAGAUGAGCGAGAUCCUCUGCAGAGCUCGGAUCAAAGUGCUGUUUGUGUAUUUUGAAAAUCAAACCUCACACGAGCACACGGGUCAGAUUUUAAGGGAGGUUACCAAGUGCGAUAUAUCCUACAUAUCACUAAGAAAUCAAAAUGGACCAUUGGAGGCCGUCAAGGAUGAUGGAAUCCUUAUGUACAUGGUGAUGAUAAUUACGAACAUAUCGCAACCGUUGGAGCUUUCACUCAUCCGGAAGAAAUCAGCUGCCAAGCAUCGAUCGCAUGUUUUCCUCUUGGUGAGAGAUGCCAAUACAGUUUCCGACGCUUGGAUGCGAGCCAGUUUCCGGCAAUUCUGGAAGAUCUGGCUGCUGAACAUCGUGAUCCUCUACUGGCGAGAUGAACGACUACAUUCAUAUCGCUAUAACCCCUUCACGGACAACUAUCUAAUACCAGUAGACAACAAUCCAAAUGGUGUACCCACUUUGGAGCAACUAUUUCCCAGAAACAUACCCAAUAUGCAGAGAAAACCCCUGAGGAUGUGCAUCUACAAGGACGACGUGAGAGCUAUUUUUUGGAAGCAGGGAAUUAUUCUUGGAACAGAUGGCCUGUUGGCAGGCUAUGUGGCUGAGAGAUUGAAUGCCACCAUGAUGAUAACGCGACCUCAUAGCUAUAAUAAUCACAAUCUAAGUUCAGAUAUUUGUUUCUUUGAGGUUGCCAAGGAGUACGUGGAUAUGGCCAUGAACGUUCGCUUCUUGGUCCCGGAUACCUUUAAGAAACUGGCGGAGAAUACGGUUUCCCAUAUGCGCGAUGAUCUCUGUGUGAUUGUUCCGAAGGGCAAGACGGCUCCUACGUUCUGGAAUAUAUUUCGAUCCUUUGGAACAUCGGUUUGGGUUCUCAUACUAGCUUCUGUAUUGGUGGCAAAUGUAUUCUGCUAUAUCCUGCGGGCUGGAGUGGGUGGUGCUUCCAUGCAACUGUUCGCCGGAGCCCUAACUAUGCCCAUGACCCACAUCCCACCGAAUCACUCACUCCGACUAUUCUGUAUCUUUUGGCUUUAUUUUGGUCUGCUCAUCUGCUCCGCUUUCAGAGGAAACUUAACCAGCAUGAUGGUGUUCCAGCCCUAUCUGCCGGAUAUAAACCAAUUGAGUGCCCUGGCGAGAUCUCACUAUCACAUUCUCAUUCGCCCGAGGCACGUAAAACACAUCCAGCAUUUCCUUUCUCUAGGGCAUAAGUACGAGGCUAGGAUCAGGGAGCAAAUGUUGGAAGUUCCUGAUGCCCAGUUGUACGAAAUGUUGAGGAAUAACGAUAUAAGAUACGCCUAUUUGGAGAAGUACCACAUUGCCCGAUUCCAGGUGAACAAUCGGAUGCACAUGCACCUGGGCCGUCCACUCUUCCACCUGAUGAACAGCUGCCUGGUGCCAUUUCAUGCCGUUUACAUUGUGCCCUACGGAUCGCCUUACCUCGGCUUCCUGGAUUCUCUCAUCCGGAGUUCACAUGAGUUCGGAUUUGAGCGAUAUUGGGAUCGGAUCAUGAAUUCAGCAUUCAUCAAGUCAGGUGUAAAAGUGGUGAACCGUCGGCGUGGCAGAAACAGUGAGGAUAAGGUGGUCCUCAAGCUGCAGCAUUUCCACGCCGUAUUUGCACUGUGGCUAGUGGGGAUCGGGUUGUCAUGCUUGGUGCUGGUCUGGGAGCACUUGACCCACAACUACAAUUGGGCGGUAACAAAGCGGCGGCACUAACUAUACUAUAUCGCAUGCAACAUGCAAUGUGAUGAUGGCGAUGAUGAUGAUAAUGAUGAUGUUGUUGAUGUG
Drosophila eugracilis is the source of this 1905-nucleotide messenger RNA. RefSeq lists its product as uncharacterized. Gene Ontology annotation, cellular component: membrane. The transcript is spliced from 3 exons. NCBI's taxonomy places the organism in Eukaryota, Metazoa, Arthropoda, Insecta, Diptera, Drosophilidae. The record is from RefSeq and is a predicted model, not a curated record. Bases 1 to 1833 code for a protein of 610 amino acids. Gene Ontology annotation, molecular function: ligand-gated monoatomic ion channel activity.